UGGUUUAAUGGAAGGAGGAGACAUGGACAACUUUUUUGACAGCCUUGAAAGCCUUCAGGGACAGGAGGAAGUAUGUAACGGAGAAGCUUUGACCAGUUCUGAGUUUUGUUUCUAUGGGAACUUUCGUGAGGAUAGUUUUGCAGAUUUGGAACUGAAACACUAUGCCGAAGAGGAGUGUCUCUGGCAACCGAAGGUUGCACCUCAUGGAGCGUUUUCCUAUACUUCAGGUUACAAUAAAACACCGGAGAGAGACAAAGAGCUUCUAAUAGACCAGAAUAACAGCUUCGUAAAUACGCCUGUUACAGACUCUGUUCCUGAAACGACUUGUGUGAAAGAGAGUCUCUCAUGGUCUUCUGUAGGCUCGUCGACUAACCUUGACGAUGAAGCUGAAGCUUGCAAGAAUUUGCAGUCAAAUGGAAGUUGCUGUAAACGUGAACGUGAACAACAGCUGUUUCCACUUAUAGAAAAACUACAGUUUCAAGUCGACCUGUUAAAAAGUGAAAACCACGACUUACGAAAACAUAUGGGUCGUAUUUCCCAAGAGAAUGAAAUCCUUCGGUCACAGCUACAACAUUUACAAGAAAAUAAGACUUUAGUGUUCAAAUCUGCGAAAACUGGUAACAAAAGGCAGAGACCAGAAGAAGCCGUUGCAGUCGAUAGUGAAACUAUUUCUGCAAAGUGUAACCCGUCUACAACGAAAGCAGAACGACGAAAACGAACUUUGAAGUCCAAGACUCUCUUUUGCUUCAGUAUAAUUUUAGGUUUUUUCAUACUCCCGUACUUUUUCCGCAGGCAGUCCUAUUUGGAUAAGAAUUAUGUUGGUAUUGUGUGGAAAAAUGGAAGCAAACCGGUGACAGCCAUAGCGAAAUAUAUUCCUUAUAUGGAAGAGAGAAGUCCAAGUGAGUUGGUUGGUACUUCUCAAACGAAACAAGUUGUAAGGGGUGAAACUCAUUUUGACAGUUUUUUCCCAGCUGUGAGGAAGAGCUAUGAUCCUUCUACUGAACAUUGGAUAAGAAGAGCAGUAGAGGCUGCAAUGCAAUUGGCUGAUCCAUCCCCCGAAGAUGUACACAACUUGGUAACACAUCAGAAAGCAGAAGAUUUUCUACGCUCCUAUGCCUCUUGGAUUACCCACAGAAGGGGCAGUCCAACCAUGUUGGUAAUUACCAGAGAUUUGGUCUCAGUGCUACCUGAAAACGUGAUAGAAAACUCAUCUUGUCCGGACCCGUCCAAGGGGAAUUGUGACUAUACUGUUUCACUGUUAAUGCCAGUGCGUUCUUUUAACGAAAGUUUGAGUGAUUGUAUUUACACGUCAUUGGAAUGCCAACUUACUCAAGGAAAGAGUAAUAAAACACUGUGUAAAUGUUAAAUUUUUGUAUAAACUUACGGAUUUUGCC
Galdieria sulphuraria is the source of this 1394-nucleotide messenger RNA. RefSeq lists its product as uncharacterized. NCBI's taxonomy places the organism in Eukaryota, Rhodophyta, Bangiophyceae, Galdieriales, Galdieriaceae. The record is from RefSeq and is a predicted model, not a curated record. Bases 8 to 1366 code for a protein of 452 amino acids. The transcript has a single exon.